AUGGAUGUCACGAUGGCCAACGUGGGUCACGGUCAGGCCUUCAACCCGGCCUCGUACGCUCGCGCCAUGUUUGGUUCCCCCAUCUCCUGGCGCACAGGCUUCUCUUUCAAUUCAAGCAUGUACCCCCACACUUUUCAGUCGCUUGGCAACUUCGACCCGAACAGCGGCACGCUAUCGUCGUCCACCGAGAGUGAUUGCGACCCGUUUACGCGGACGGAGAGCGAGUUUUGCCGCAACUUUACGUGCUGCGGAUUGCACCUCAGCGACAUGCACGCGCUCGUCGAACACUUUGAAGAGGCGCACGUCGUGGUCGUCGACCCGGGCGCACACCAUCCUCAUCACCCCCAAAACAUGAACUACCCGGCACCUCAGCCGCAGGGCUUUGACCCGGCUGACAACAUGGAGCUCGACUAUCAGUCUCCCAGCUCUUCGGAUUCGUCCCCUCCCAAGACGCCGCCCUGUGUGCCCGCAAUCCCUACUCAGGCUCCCUACGUGAGUCCGCCGUACUCCACGCUCUCUAGUCAGCCGCGCAACGCGUGCCCCAGCCCGGUCUCUGCGUUAGACACCAUCGUCGUCCUGCCCUCCCAUGCCACCGCAUCAGAGGCAUAUGUGAACUACACGCCGCUUCCAGCAGUAAUUCAUGAUCAGCACGAGCACGAACAAGUCGCCGUUGCUCCGGUCAUGCUCUUCGCUCGCGACAACACCGUGCAAGUGAAGCAAGAGCCUGAUACCUUCAAAGCGGCUGCGCCCUUUACGUCCGCACAGCGAAUUCCCUCGCCCACAGGCACAGCGCCUCCCGCGAGCUCGGCAGGCUCUCGUCCCGCCUCGUCGCUUCUCCUCUCCAAUCCCUUCCGCUGCCCCAAGCCUAAUUGCAACAAGUCUUACAAGCAGGCAAACGGCCUCAAGUACCACAUGACGCACGGCUCGUGUUCGUUCGCCCCACCGAAGGAUCGCGAAGCCAUCCAAGCUUUGCUCGCCGAGAGGGGACUCAGCGCUGAGGAUGAUCUCCCGGAGAGCGACGCGCGUGAAGUCGAGCAGGAAGCGCGACGCCGCCUUCGUCCGUUCGCAUGUGUCGUUGGCGAGUGCACGCGCCGUUACAAAAACAUGAACGGCCUACGGUACCACUACCAGCACUCAGGCAAGCACGGUGCCGAAGGUCUCCGCCUCCUUGCUUCCGGCGAGCACGAGUGCCCGCGGUAUCAUAACCGACGGGCGCGUCAAGCCUCUGCCGCGGCGAAGGUGGCUGCAAACAGACGAGGCACGCUGAUACCUGUCAGCCAAUCCACUCUGACCGUUCAGCGGCAACCUCAACACUGA
This is a messenger RNA of Peniophora sp. CBMAI 1063, 1317 nucleotides long. The record is from the annotation of a GenBank genome assembly. NCBI's taxonomy places the organism in Eukaryota, Fungi, Basidiomycota, Agaricomycetes, Russulales, Peniophoraceae.